This is a messenger RNA of Ascochyta rabiei, 2334 nucleotides long. Its product is annotated as Glutathione transferase. The record is from RefSeq and is a predicted model, not a curated record. The transcript has 3 exons. Gene Ontology annotation, cellular component: cytoplasm. Bases 1 to 2334 code for a protein of 777 amino acids. Lineage: Eukaryota; Fungi; Ascomycota; Dothideomycetes; Pleosporales; Didymellaceae.
AUGCAGCCUUCGCAGGAGCAGGACCAGGACCAGGACCAGGACCAGGACCAGGACCAGCUGCAGCUGCACCACUCACACCAUGCGACGGUGCAGCCGCGGAGCCUCACCAGCGUCAGCGACCUGCAGCAGGCGCCCGAUGGCACGCUGUACCAUGCGCAAGCGCUGCCUUUGCACCCGCAGGACCUGCAGAGCCUCCACGCCAACAGCGCCGCCUUGUACCAACAGCAGCAGCGGCGGCGGCGGGAGCAGCAGCAGCAGCAGCAGCAGCAGCAGCAGCAGCAACAAUACACGUUAAGCGGACCCCCGCAGCAGCUGCAGCGAGGGCUGCUGCAGACACCGCUGGCACCCCACGCCCAUGGGCUGCACUAUGAACACCACGGCCUGCCGCCACAGGCAUUCCCCCCCCACACCUACGAGCAGCUGCAGCACAUCCAGCACGUCCACCACGCUCAACAAUCCCACUCUCACCCUCACUCUUGCCCUGGCUCUCGCCCUGGCUCUCACCCUCACCCUCACCCUCAUGCGCUCGCAUCAAGCCCGCCCUAUGCGCUGACGGCUGCCCCGCUGCCGGGCCCCGCGCACCACGCCCACGCCCACGCCCACGCCCACGCCCACGCCCAUGCGCCUGUCCACGCGCCCAUCCACGCGCCCGUCCACACGCCCAUCCACGCGCCUAUCCACACCACCCCGCGCAUUGCCCAGCGACCGCCACAGCGACCGCCACAGCUACAGCCACAGCCCGUCCAGCAAUCACCCCAGCAGCACAGCUCGCCGCUGCCGAGCGCCCUCAGCGAUGACAACACCCCGCUCGCCAACCACGGCCAGUUCAAAGGCCUCAAGCUCGUCCCCAACCCCCCGUAUCUGGACGAAUGGCGCCAGCGCCUGUUCGACGUCGACGACACAAUCACCCUGACCGAGCACCAGUUCCAGACCUACUUCCCCCACAUCGACAACAUCUACUCGCACCGCUCCACCCAGCGCCACAAGCGGAAGAGCUUCGUCUCCCACUACUGGGACUGCCGUCUGAAGGGCCGCCCGCCAGGCACCAAAAAGUCCACAGACCCAGACAAGAAGAAACGGAGAAGAGUCGCCCGCGAGCGAGACUUGUGCGAUGUCAAGAUCAAAAUCACAGAGUUCUUCAACCAGAAGGAGUACGAGGAGCACAUGGGCCAUCCACCGCCCGUGCUCGAGGGAGACGAUCCCAUGGCUAUGAGCGCGCACCAGCCCGGGCCAGCAGGCGCAGCCCCAGAUCAGUCCAUGUUCUUCCGCCAACCGCAGAUGCUAGCCCAACAGCCCAUGUCGCCGUGGGACUUGUCGUGCAACCUUGUGCAGCCGGGCAUGAGCAUGUUUGCGCCUGCACCGCCGCCGCUGCCUGGGCCCCCGCCGCAGAAAUUCUACACCUUCCAGCGGGUCAACGGCAAUGGAGGGAACGGGAAGGGUGAUGGCGUUGCAGGUCCACACAAACACACGCUUGAGGAGAGUGAUCGCCUGAAAAAGAACAUUGUGAUGCGGACGCUGGCCAAGAACGAGAAGGAGGUGAGGAGAGUGCAGGGUGGGGACUCUUCCAAGAAGACAUACCACAAGAAAGCCACGGGCAACGCCUUGAUCACAGUCAGGAACCACGCCAAAGAAGACGACCUGAAGCUGUACGGGAGCUGCUUUUGCCCCUUCGUCCAGCGCGUCUGGAUCUCUCUUGAGCAUAAAUCCAUCCCCUACCAGUACAUUGAAGUGGACCCGUACAAAAAACCGCAGUCCCUGCUAGAUGUCAACCCGCGCGGCCUCGUCCCCGCCAUCCGUCACGGCCCAACAUGGAGCACCCACGAGUCGACCGUCAUCAUGGAGUACUUCGAAGACCUGAACGCCGGCGCGCACCUGCUGCCUCCAGACCCGCAGACCCGGGCAACCAGCCGCCUGUGGGCCGAUCACGUCAACCGACACGUGAUCCCCAUGUUCUACAAGCUGCUGCAAGCCCAAGACCAAAACGAUCAGGUCGAGCACGCAAAGGAGCUACGCGACCAGAUCAACAAGCUCGUUGCAGCCGCCGACAAAACAGGUCCUUUCUUCCUGGGCCCGCGCCUCUCCUUCGUCGACGUGCAAAUCGCGCCCUGGGUGCUCCGCCUGCGCCGCGUCCUCGGCCCGUACCGCGGGUGGCCCGAGCCCGACGACGGCAGCCGCUGGAAGCAGUGGGUCGAUGCCAUCGACAGCGAGCCGAGCGUCGUGGCCACGACCAGCACCGACGACCUGUAUCUCGACAGCUACGAGCGGUAUGCGGAGAAUCGGCCGGGCACGAGCCAGCUGGCCGACGCGGUGAAUUCGGGGAAAGGACUGCCGUGA